CUUCUGCCUCCAUCCAACCUGGACUACUCGUUUAUCCAAAUUUGCACCCUGAACUGGACAUGGAACCCCCCAGAGAACGUCAGCAGUAGCUGCGACCUGGAGUAUUCCAGCGACAUCGUGAUCGAUGAGGUCCCUCAGGACAAAAGAGAAUGGAGUAAGAGUCGCUUCCGUGUGACGGAUACGUUCUUGAAUGAGGAAAUGCGUUUCAAAGUGAGAAGUGAAUGCAAGUACGAUAACACCAGCAAGCCCAGCCAGUGGGUGGAGACCUCUCUUCUGCCGAAAGGUAUUCCAGGAACUGCUGCUGUUGACUUGAGCUGUGUUUGGCACAAUUUGGAGUACAUGGUUUGUAUGUGGCGUCCUGGGGAGAACGCAAGCAGUGAUACCAAUUAUACGUUGUUCUACUGGUUUGAUGGUUUGAAAAACCAUGAGAAGUGCAACAACUAUUCUGUGCACCAAGGAAUCUUUAGUUGCAUUUUCAAUCUUAGCUUCCCAGAAGUCACCAAUACUUACCCAGCUAUAAGUAUUUUGAUUAGAGAUGAUUCUGAAGAAAUUAGGCCUAUGUGUGCAAGCAAAAAUCCUACCACGAUUGUAAAACCUGCUACACCAAGACAAGUUACACUGUCAAAGCUUAAUGAUGAAAUAUAUGUAGAAUGGAGUGAAUCAGAUACCUUUCCAGAAAACUGUUUAUUUUAUGAAGUUGUAUAUCACAAUGGUGACUUGGCCACUGCUCAGAUAAUUAAAGUUGGAAAAAAUUACACAUCAAUUCCUAGCGUUGAUCCUAAUAGAAAAUACAUCUUCAAAGUGAGAGCAAAACUGAAGCCCGAGUGUUACAGCAGCAAGCUCUGUAGUGACUGGAGUGAAGAAAAGAGUAUUGGUGAGAAGGCGGACUCUACGUUCUGUUUUGUUUUGAUAAUCACCAUUCCAUUAAUAGUAGCGGUUUCUACAAUAAUUCUACUAGUUUAUCUAAAAAGGCUGAAGAUAUUAAUUCUUCCGCCAAUUCCGGACCCUAGAGAAAUUCUUAAGCGCAUGUUUGGAGAGCAAAACGAGGAUUCCCAGAGCUGUGCAAAGGAUGAUUCUGCGAAUGCUUACGACAGGCUAAUUAAGGAAGAAGAAAUUCAUUCUUUAAUUUUAACAGAAACUCCAGAAUGUGCCAAUUCUGACAGAGAAAACUGA
Messenger RNA from Phaethon lepturus (White-tailed tropicbird), 1173 nucleotides. It is a transcript of the gene IL13RA1, whose product is annotated as interleukin 13 receptor, alpha 1. The transcript is spliced from 9 exons. The coding region runs from base 199 to 1173 and encodes 324 amino acids. Lineage: Eukaryota; Metazoa; Chordata; Aves; Phaethontiformes; Phaethontidae. Gene Ontology annotation, cellular component: external side of plasma membrane; membrane. Gene Ontology annotation, molecular function: cytokine receptor activity; protein binding. The record is from RefSeq and is a predicted model, not a curated record. Gene Ontology annotation, biological process: cytokine-mediated signaling pathway.